ACUUGGUGAUGGUAGAAUUUUCGAUAAUAAAAAUCUGCUUUUCCCUCCCCUACCCCCUCUUUAUUUUUUAUGAGCGGUUUUUCGUCAAAAAGGCUGCAACUUCCUUUCCAGGUGUUUCUUCUCCUCGUCUUCUUGGAUGCUCCGAAGCUUACUCUGUAGGCAGGAGCCAAGAGAAUGUGAGGAGAUAUAACUCUUCAUUCCAUUUGAACAUUUCUAUGAUAAAAGCUCUACAGUGAUAGAGGAAGCAGUUGUGAGCAGUUCUUUUUUUUAACCUGCAAAUUGCUGUGAAGUGAUGGAUUAAGCGAAGCUCCUAUUGUACAGAUAAUCUUUUUAAUGGAUGAAUUCAUUGAUCACUUAUUAUCAUCCUCAUCAUGGUCAGAUGUGAAUGCAGCUGAAAAAUCUUGGCUUUGCAGUGGAUCUGCUCAAACCAAUGGGUUACUCCCUGAUUCUAUAAGCUUGAUUCCCACUAAUCAACUUAUUGAGAAUUUAGCUGCACAAGGUGCUUCAACUGUUCUUGUUGGUGGUGGUUCCAUCUGUGCUUCUGGAAUGGGUUUAAUUCCCAGAGAAGAGGUGCUUCAUUUGGCUGGCAGUUCGGCCAAGUCACCUACUGCAAUACCGGAGUCUGAUUCUGUUGGAAGCAACAGCAAUGAACUAUCUGCGUGUCAACAAGCCCUUGGAGAUUCUUCGAUUGCACAGCUGUGGCCUUCGCAAUCCUACAUGACUGCGCCUUCCUCCUCUCCUGUCUUAGGACAAGAUAAACUACAAGGACUUGGUUUGCAAGAAGAAUUUGUAGAUACUGAUAAUAGUUUUUUGGGGAGCAAAUACCUUGGGGAUGAUAAAAUUCUGAAAAUGGACAAUGUGCCUGCAUCAGUGUCAAUAAAUGGGCAAGAUGAGCUACAAAAUGAUCAUUUGGCCUCUUUUGUCACUGGGCCCCUGAUAACAAUGCCGGUAACUGCUGGGUUUAAUUCUCAAUUGGAGGUGCUAAAAGUGUCACACUUGAGUGAAGGAAAUUCCAUGAAGCAGUAUACAUACCAGGGUCCUGCUUCUCAGUCGGCCCCCGUAGUUGGGGGUUGUAAUGGAACUGUAAAGCCUCGUGUUAGAGCACGCCGUGGUCAGGCCACUGAUCCACACAGUAUUGCUGAACGGCUUCGGAGAGAAAAAAUUGCUGAAAGAAUGAAGAAUUUGCAAGAACUUGUACCAAAUUCUAACAAGACAGAUAAGGCAUCAAUGCUGGAUGAAAUUAUUGAGUAUGUCAAAUUUCUUCAGCUUCAAGUCAAGGUCUUGAGCAUGAGCAGGCUGGGAGCAGCAGGGGCAGUUGUUCCUCUCAUCACUGAUGGUCAAGCUGAGGGAUCAAGUGGUAUACUACUAUCAUCAUCAACUGGUCAGGCAGCUGAUCCUUCAAAAUCCAUAGAUAAUAUUGCCUUUGAGCAGGAAGUGGCAAAACUGAUGGAAUCCAAUGUCACCAUAGCCAUGCAAUAUCUUCAGAGCAAAGGACUCUGUCUCAUGCCGAUUGCUCUUGCAACUGCCAUCUCUGGGAGCAAGCCAUCGCUGAGCCGUAUCUUUGGUGAGAUGAAGAAACCCAGUUUUGUUCCUCAUAACAACAGCUCACUUGAUACUGGGGUUGGGCAAAUGUCCUCUGGUGGUGAGGUUUUGACCAAGGAUAAUGCAGUGGGGAUCUACAAUAAACAAGGCAUCACAACCAAUGGUUGCAUUGUUGUCAAUCAAGAAGAGAUGAACACUUCAUGCAAUACUAGAGAACUGAAACCUGAGGCAUAGCUGGGACAUCCUCUCUCUCUCUCGCAACCCCCACAUUUUUGUUGAGAUUAUUAGUCUAAACAUUCUCUCUCUGUCUCUCUCUCUCUGUCAAUCUUUUUUUUUUUUUUUUUUUUUUGUGGUUCUUUUCUGAGUAUACGAUGAGGUAAGUAGGUACAGAGUACAAAGAUCAGUAUAUAUCAAUAAGUACUUUGUGACUUUCCUGACAUGUAUGUAUGACUCUGUAAUUCCUUGUGAUGUAAUGAAAUAGUUUGCUCAACUUAACCAUUUUAUUUUA
Messenger RNA from Telopea speciosissima, 2050 nucleotides. RefSeq names its product transcription factor LRL1-like. Gene Ontology annotation, cellular component: nucleus. The transcript has 10 exons. Gene Ontology annotation, molecular function: RNA polymerase II cis-regulatory region sequence-specific DNA binding; DNA-binding transcription factor activity, RNA polymerase II-specific; protein dimerization activity. The record is from RefSeq and is a predicted model, not a curated record. Bases 334 to 1776 code for a protein of 480 amino acids. Gene Ontology annotation, biological process: regulation of transcription by RNA polymerase II. Lineage: Eukaryota; Viridiplantae; Streptophyta; Magnoliopsida; Proteales; Proteaceae.